Paramecium primaurelia is the source of this 719-nucleotide messenger RNA. The record is from the annotation of a GenBank genome assembly. Lineage: Eukaryota; Ciliophora; Oligohymenophorea; Peniculida; Parameciidae.
AUGAAAAUUGUGUAAUUGAUGAUAUAACAGAAUACAAAUAUACAGAUUUUUCAAUAGUUGGAAUAAGUAAUGCAACUUAUGAAAGGUGUUUAUUGGACCUUAUGGAUUUUCAACAUCAAUAACCAAAACGUUUACAAAUAUUCCCCCAAAAUAAUAAUUGGAAUUCUCAGUUAGUAUUUGGAAAUUAGACAAUUGAGUUUUAGAUGGAUUUGAAAUAUAUGAAAAUAAAGAAUUAAGAGAAAAUUUAUUAUUGGAUUACUUGGAAGGUACUAUGAUAUGUAGAAACGACAUUUUGUUUAAUCUAUAUAGGCCUUUUUCAUUAAAAUUGAAGAUAACAAGAAUUGAUUUAACUAUAAAAUUAAGAGAUUAUUUAAAUUCUAAAAAAAUAAGGACUUUGGGAUUGUAUAAAUUAAAUGACUUUUAGAAUCAUGGGGAUUUAGAGACUAUAUUUUAAGACUUUUCAUACCUUGUGUUAAUUUUUAUAGUGAAUAUAAUUAUAUUGGAACAUUAUUUUAAAUUUGCUAAGGAGAGUAAUCAAAAUUGCAAAAAGAAAUUCCUUUUGAAAUCAAAUCAAUCCUUAUGGGUCCUAAUAUCAUUGUUUAAUUAAAAGGCUUAAAUUACUAUGCAGGAGUUCAGUUUCUUAUAGAGUUGUUUGAAUAGUUUUUAAGUAUUGAUCUAGUAAUGAUUUUUAGUUUCAAAAAGUAGUCUAUUAGGAAUGA